Molecule: messenger RNA, 648 nt
Organism: Puccinia triticina
Lineage: Eukaryota; Fungi; Basidiomycota; Pucciniomycetes; Pucciniales; Pucciniaceae
Exons: 5
Coding region: 1-648 (215 amino acids)
Source: RefSeq, a predicted model, not a curated record
AUGACGUGGAUAAUUCCACCAUCGGGCUCAGCCAGCUUGACGCACUACGACCUUCCACUAAACUUUCUAGCCGCAUGUGGAUGUGCGUAUGGGGCGAGUUAUCAUGCGACGGCGGCGAUAAGUGCGCUAGCAUACAGCGGGGACGAACGGGCAAGUGUCGGCCCGGGCCCGGGAUGCGGGCGCUGUUUUCGGCUGACCUUGCAGUCCGCUCACGGCGUGUCGCCCCCGUUUGUCCCGGCCGAUCCGAAGCCUUCGGUGGUCGUCAAGAUUAUCGGACAGCAGAUCCAUUUCGAUUUAGCACUGCCAUCGCCGGCCUUGAACCUUUCUUUUUUCCCCUCCAAUCCGGAUCUGUACGGGUACAGCGACUUCGGCGUCUGGAAUAUCAACUAUCAGACGGUGUCGUGUGAGGAAUGGACGGGCUGGUCUAACAAAACCAAUCUCGGCGUCGAGCCCAGCUAUCCAGGCUUUGAAGAAAGCUGCUGUCCCAUCAACCCGCCCUAUACCAGCGAUCUCUGUCCUAAGUCUAUCAAAGCCCCCCCUCCUUCCUCUGCAAUCCGCUCUACUGGCUCCGCUUUCACUCCGUUCUUCCUUCUCAUCUUGGUUUCCUCUUGGCUCGCAAUAACUUUGCCUUUUUCCCAGAGUCUUUGA